AUGUCCUCAGCAAGCCAUGUCGACUACAAUGCUUCCAUUCUGAUAGUAGGGGCAGGAACAGGAACAGGAACAGGAACAGGACCAGAAACAGGAACCUGGGGCUACUCAACAGCCUUGCAUCUCGCUCGACGAGGCUACAACAAUGUUACACCACACGCGAAGCAGAAGCAGCUCUUGGUAAUUUUUGAUAAAGACACUGCCACCGCGAUUCACCAACGCCUCUACCUACAGUCUACAGUCUACAGUCUACAGUCUACAUCACAUCACAUCACCUACGACAACCCCGGAUCCACGAUGAGAAAGCCGGCCUCCCUCCCUCUACUUCUUUUCUUCGCCCUCCUGAUCGCCCGCGUCGCAAGUCUCUGCGAGUGUGGCUACGGCUCCCUGAUCAAUGCGAGGGCUCAUACUCCCUCUGCGGUCGCCCCCCUCAGCCAUAUCGACACCGAUGCGAUUCCAUUCGUCUGGACAGACUUACUGGAGACCGAUUUCUUCCAUCUUGACAGCAUCGCUAGGGACACCGACUGGGACGUACAGAACUACAGCGUGACCGCUCAAGCUGCUCGAGGCCCUUUGGGCAUGCGAUUUCUUCUGGAUGAUGUAACUGUCAAUCGUAUUUCCGACAAUUACAACUACUCCGGCCCAGGAGAGGACGGUGGCGAUCCAGGCCUACAGAUGGCCGUUCAAGCUAGUGUAACUACAGAUGGAUUUACACAAUCUGCCCAGCUGAACUCGGUACGUGAGGACAUGCUCUGGGGCAGCUAUAGAGCCUUACUGAAGCUCCCAUCGGUUUCCGGCACCUGUUCGGCGUUCUUUUGGUAUUUCAACGACUCGCAAGAAAUUGAUAUGGAGAUACUCUCGAAUCAGUUCAACAAAAACAACAACACCUUCAUGAUCAACCUCGUCCACCAAUCUCCACAAUCCGCGUCCCAAGGAUUCAGUGUGAUCGGAAAGGACUACCAGAUGCCUACUCUGCCCUUCGAUCCCACCUCGGACUUUCACGAGUACCGAAUCGACUAUCUUCCCGACCAGAUCAUCUUCUACGGCGAUAGCCAAGUCAUUGGCGUAAUGAAUACUACGGUCGAUCCACAGCCAGGCCAUUUAAUCCUCACACACUGGUCAAAUGGAGACAAGGGAUGGUCAGGUGGUCCACCACUGGAGACAGCAGUGCUAUCGGUUGGAUACGUCAAAGCCUAUUUCAAUUCGUCUAAUCCUACUCGGCAAGCCGCCUAUGCCAUGCGCUGUUCAGAUCCGUCGGAGCCGGGUACAAUCUGUAAAAUUGAGGACUAUAGGACCUCUGUCAAUGUUACGAUUCCUGGGUCCAAUGAGACCUUCAGCAUUCCGACUGACCCAUUUUUCUUCUUCCAGAUGUUCAACACGACGACCGGCCAGAUUGUCUACCAAAGCAGUGCCAAUAUUGGUCCUGUUUGGUGGCAAUUUGGGUACAUGCAAGUUGGGUACACCAUCGUUGCUUUAUUUUUGUUCUCUGAGACCAAUAUGACUUCAGGCUCAAGCUGGAACUCGACAGUCGAAUCCAGCUCUGUAUAA
This is a messenger RNA of Drepanopeziza brunnea f. sp. 'multigermtubi' MB_m1, 1545 nucleotides long. RefSeq lists its product as uncharacterized. Gene Ontology annotation, biological process: carbohydrate metabolic process. Lineage: Eukaryota; Fungi; Ascomycota; Leotiomycetes; Helotiales; Drepanopezizaceae. Gene Ontology annotation, molecular function: hydrolase activity, hydrolyzing O-glycosyl compounds. The record is from RefSeq and is a predicted model, not a curated record.